Molecule: messenger RNA, 528 nt
Organism: Ogataea philodendri
Lineage: Eukaryota; Fungi; Ascomycota; Pichiomycetes; Pichiales; Pichiaceae
Exons: 1
Coding region: 1-528 (175 amino acids)
Source: RefSeq, a predicted model, not a curated record
AUGAUGGAACUCACGCGCGGGACGUUAUCGAGCUUUGUGCGCGAGCCGAUCAGCGAUUCGAUCUCGAACUCGAGCCUGAAGUCGGGACUGAACGAAAACAUCAGGCCGACGGAGUUAUCUGUUGCGUCGGACUCGUCUGCGCUGCUGAUCAGUGAGACCGUUAAACAGCCCGAGAACCGCACGAUCGACACAGACAGCUUGAUUGGCAGAGAGGCCGCUAGCGGUUUGGGCUGGUUGAUCAGCAGUUUGGUCUCCACUCCCAAGGUGAGCGUAUCUGCAACGUCCACGUCGAUUUUACCCUCCAGACGGCCGUCUGUAUUUUUGAUGCGACAGUUGCUGAAGAUCGGGAAGUCGUUCCCAAUGCUGAUCUCCGUGAUGACGAUUUUGUCCAAAAAGUCUGGGAUCAGACUUGAGCUGAAGAUCUCGUUCAGGGACUGGUGUAUAUUGUUGUUAUUAAGAGCCUCGUUUCUGAACUGCGAAAUAAGUUGCGCCACAAGAACGUUGAACCAAUCCAACGAUUCUGGCUGA